Lipotes vexillifer (Yangtze River dolphin) is the source of this 1020-nucleotide messenger RNA. RefSeq names its product solute carrier family 25 member 37 (gene SLC25A37). Gene Ontology annotation, cellular component: mitochondrial membrane. NCBI's taxonomy places the organism in Eukaryota, Metazoa, Chordata, Mammalia, Artiodactyla, Lipotidae. The transcript has 4 exons. Gene Ontology annotation, molecular function: ferrous iron transmembrane transporter activity. The record is from RefSeq and is a predicted model, not a curated record. The coding region runs from base 1 to 1020 and encodes 339 amino acids. Gene Ontology annotation, biological process: iron import into the mitochondrion.
AUGGAGCUACGCUGCGGCGGCGUAGGGGGCCAGGCUGGAGGGCGCAGGAUGGAUGGGGACAGCCGAGAUGGCGGCGGCGGCGGCUGCAAGGACGCCGGGUCGGAGGACUAUGAGAACCUGCCGACCAGCGUCUCCUUAUCCAUCCACAUGACAGCCGGAGCGAUGGCCGGGAUCCUGGAGCACUCGGUCAUGUACCCGGUAGACUCAGUGAAGACACGAAUGCAGAGUUUGAAUCCAGAUCCCAAAGCCCAUUACACAAGUGUCUACGGAGCCCUCAAGAAAAUCAUACGGACUGAAGGCUUCUGGAGACCCUUGCGAGGCCUCAACGUGAUGAUGAUGGGCGCGGGGCCGGCCCAUGCCCUGUAUUUUGCCUGCUACGAAAACAUGAAAAGAACUUUAAAUGCCGUUUUCCACCACCAAGGGAACAGCCACCUAGCCAACGGGAUAGCUGGGAGUAUGGCCACCCUGCUCCACGAUGCGGUAAUGAACCCAGCAGAAGUUGUGAAGCAACGCUUGCAGAUGUACGACUCGCCGCACCGGUCGGCCCUCAGCUGCAUCCGGACCGUGUGGGGGACGGAGGGCUUGGGGGCCUUCUACCGGAGUUACACCACGCAGCUGACCAUGAACGUUCCCUUCCAGUCCAUCCACUUCAUCACCUAUGAGUUCCUGCAGGAGCAGAUCAACCCGUACCGGGGCUACAACCCGCAGUCCCACAUCAUCUCAGGUGGGCUGGCCGGGGCCCUGGCUGCAGCCGCUACCACCCCUCUGGACGUUUGUAAAACCCUCCUCAACACUCAGGAGAACAUGGCCCUCAACCUGGCCAACGUCAGUGGCCGGCUGUCGGGCAUGGCCAACGCCUUCCGGACGGUGUACCAGCUCAACGGCCUGCCAGGUUACUUCAAGGGCGUGCAGGCCCGCGUCAUCUACCAGAUGCCGUCCACCGCCAUCUCCUGGUCCGUCUACGAGUUCUUCAAGUACUUUCUCACCAAGCACAAGCUGGAGAAUCGAACUCCGUACUAA